AUGCCCGAGCUGUUCAGACUCGUCGAGGGGCUGAAGGACUUCAGGAAUGACUCUGACUCUUUGGACCGCUGCAUCCAGACUGCUCUCUCUGCCCUCUACCCGCCCUUUCAGGCCACAUCCCCGACUGUCCUCUGUCAGGUCCUCAGCGUGGUGGAACGCUGCUACAGAGGAGACGGCUUUCGCUACCUCAUCCACUUCCUGCUGCCUGCGAAGCAAUUCUUAAUGGACCUCCAGCAAAAUGCCUGCUUGCAGCACUGUGGUCAGUGUUUCCGUCAUGAAGGCUGGCCUCUGUGCCUCCAUGAGAAGGUAGUGGUUCAGUUGUGUCCUCUGGACCACCGCCUUCUUCGUCCAGGAGACUUCUACCUGCUGGUUUCUGCUCCUCCUUGUCCCCCCCUUGCACACGGCGCCUCCUGCAGGAGAGCCGUGACCUCCUCCCCCCGCCUGCUCCUGUGCAGCGCGUCCGCCGCCAGCCGCCCGGUGGAGCAACAGGAGGUGUCGGAGGCGGCCCUGCGCUCCCUCUUCAGCAUGACCUGGCUGGACUCGGUGAACCGGGAGCGGGAGCAGCGAGGAGCGCCCGGCCUGCAGCGCUGCCUCCUCCUGGCCCACGGAGACGUCUUCAGGCUCCCCUGGGAGGACCUGGUGUACCCACAGCUCACCUCCCUGAAGGAGGAGAAGGAGUCGCCCAGGAAGGAGGGAGAUGGUUUGAUGAAUACAUCGCACGAUCCCGGGAGAGAUGCCAACUCCUCCAGACAGGAAGUAAAGCUCCUCCAAUCAGCAGCGAGCGAGUACUCUAAGGACUCUGAGGACGAGUACGUGGAGCUGACGGAGCUGCCUCGCUUCUCCCCUCAGGACGGCUCUCUGACCCAGGCCAUCAGGGCCAGCACACACUCUGCACACACACACUCUGCUGCACACACACCUCUCAGCGCUCACACACACUUUCCCGGGCCCUGUGUGGAGGGCAGCUCCCACACCACGGACUGCUCCCGGCUCACCGAGGAGAACCUGAUCCAGGACUCAUGUGGACCCGUCCUCCUCGGCCCAGUCCCCCCCCCCUCCUCUGCUCCACCUCAGGUCGUGGGAACCUCCAGCUGGGCGUCACAGGAGCAGAGAGAAGCUACGGAGUUAGACACUGAACCUGAAGGCAGCACAGAACAGAACCUCAGCAGACCUCCAGUCCAGUCUACUGGUCCCUUGUCUCCUGGUCUCUUGUCUCCUGGUCUCUUGUCUCCUGGUCCCUUGUCUACUGGUCUCUUGUCUACUGGUCUCUUGUCUCCUGGUCCCUUGUCUCCUGGUCCCUUGUCUCCUGGUCUCUUGUCUCCUGGUCCCUUGUCUCAUGGUCUCUUGUCUCCUGGUCCCUUGUCUCCUGGUCCCUCGUCUACUGGUCCCUCGUCUCCUGGUCCCUCGUCUCCUGGUCCCUUGUCUCCUGGUCCCUUGUCUACUGGUCUCUUGUCUCCUGGUCCCUUGUCUCCUGGUCCCUUGUCUACUGGUCUCUUGUCUACUGGUCUCUUGUCUCCUGGUCCCUUGUCUCCUGGUCUCUUGUCUCCUGGUCUCUUGUCUACUGGUCCCUUGUCUCCUGGUCCCUUGUCUCCUGGUCUCUUGUCUCCUGGUCCCUUGUCUCCUGGUCCCCUGUCUCGUGGUCCCUCGUCUCCUGGUCCCUUGUCUCCUGGUCCCUUGUCUCCUGGUCCCAGCCCAACAGAACCAGAACCACAGCUGGACCCUUCGGCCCGUGGCCCAGUGUGUCUCCCCCAGUCCUUCUACUCGGUGCUGCUGCGCUCUGGAGCGCUCUGCCUGCCUGGGACCAGAGACCGGAGCGGUCGAGCUCUGCUGACGGUCUGCAGCUGGAGCUCCGUGUGGUCCCACCCCGACUGUGAGGCCUCCGAGCUGCUGCGCCUCCUGCUGCGCCUCCUGCUGUACUACUGCUCCACCCUCAGGAAGGAGGUGGCAGCGUUGGGACUGACGGUGCUGGUGGACGCCCGCAGAGCCGCUCCGGUCCCGGCCCUGUUCUCCGCCCUCAGGGCCCUAAAGGAAAGCGUCCCCAGGUCCGUCCACUGCGUCCUCCUGCUGGUCAACAAGGACUCGUCUCUACGUCUGGACAGACCUGCUGCCAUGCAGGUGGAGGUGUUGUUCUCUCUGAAGUCUCUCCAGAAACAAGUGGACCUCCAGCAGCUUCCUGCAAAGUGUGGAGGUUCUUUGAGCUUCAGUCAGAGCAGCUGGUUGAGCUUCAGAUCACGAGUGGAGCAGCUGACCAAUCAGUGUGAAGACGUCAUCAAGCUGCUGCAGAAAACCAUCAACAUCCUGCAGAGCACACCUUUACCUGUAGCAGCGGAGGGGGCCGAGCUGCUGUUGUCCAGGUACCAGGCCGUGAUGCGCAACAUCCUGGAAGACGCCCGAUUGGUGCAGCUGCAGCAGGAGGGCGGGGCCUCGCUGUCCCUUCUCCGCAGAGAGGAGGGCGUCGGCCUGGGCGUGGGCGUCGGCCCGGGCGUGAGCGCGGCGGUGGAGACGGCGUCCUCGCUGUACGACGCGGUGGACGAGCUGCUGCACCGGCUGGUCACGCUGUCCAACUCCAGGACCCAGGAGCUGCUCUUCAUCCUGGACUUCAGCGGCCUGGAGGACGGCUUCAGACAGGUGAGCUCGUGGCUGCAGGCCGGCGUUGGUCUCCAGAGUCUGAGGGAAGCAGAAGAUUCUCUAGAGCUGCUGAAGAAGAAACAGACGGACUUCAAAGAGUUCCACACGACUGCUGAUGAGCGCUGCAGACGAGGGGAGGAGUUGCUGCGUCGUCUUGAUCGUUGGGGUCACAUGACGUCAGCUGACCUACAGUCCUACGAGGUCAAAGUUCAGACCUUCCGGGCUCGGCUGCAGGACUUCUCCAGGAGGGUCAGCGCGGCGGGUCAGAACCUGGAGCGGGCCGUGGCCCUGUACGGCUUCUUGGACCAGGCCGGCGGCUGGGCGUUGGAGGGGAUGCGUCAGCUGGCUGCCGUCAGCAUGGAGGACUGCACGCUGCCCGACAAAUGCCGGUCUGUGAUUGGCCGCCUGGAGGAUUACCGCCGGCGGCACCCGCUGAUCCCAGACCAGCGCUUCCAGGAGGCGAAGGCGGCGGCGGGCGAGCUGCGGGGGGGGCGGGGCCUCCGCGAGUGGAGCUCCGCCUGGGCCGAGUGUCAGGAGACCAGGGAGGCGUUCGACAAGAAGAUGGAGGCUGCGCUCCGGACGCGGGACUCCGCCCACAGCAGGAGCUCCGCCUCCUCUAGGAGAACGCUGUCAGGACUCUGGGGGCUCCGUGAGACCUCCUGCCCCCUAGAGGAGGACAGCACCUCCUCCUCCCCCGCCCCUCUCCUCCAGCGUCUGUUACACAGCGCCUCCGUGGAGGAAGCGCACCGCGAGGAGAUCUGCUCCUCCAGUCCCAGCCUCCUCCACUCCUCCUCCUCCUCCGGCAGGCGGCAGCCGCUCAGGAAGACCCAGAGCUUCGACGGCCCCCACGAGGCGCCCCGGUUCAUGGAGCCGGUCCGCAGAGGGAACACCGGCGUGCUGAUCCGCGGCCUGGAGGUCGGCAGCUCGGAGGGGGCGCCGGGCCCCAGGACGGCUGCUCACGGCUGGGCAGCGGCAGGGCCACGCAGCCCCGAGAGCACCUGGACCACCGGGGCCCCCGGGACCAUCGGGACCCCCGGCGGCCCGCCAACAGACCCCCGGGCCAGAGGGAGUAAGCUGCGCCACCUGGUGGAGGAGAUGGUGACCACGGAGCGGCAGUACGUGCGCUCGCUGCGCUACGCCCUCCAGCACUACUCCCCCGAGAUGGAGCGGCCCGACCUGCCCCAGGGCCUCCGGGGGAACCGCUCCGUGGUCUUCGGGAACCUGGAGAAGCUUCUGGACUUCCACACGCAGUUCUUCCUCCGGGAGCUGGAGGCCUGCUGGAGGCACCCGCUGAGGGUCCCCCACUGCUUCCUGAGACACAAGGAGCAAUUCGGUCUGUACGCUCUGUACAGCAAGAACAAACCAAAGUCUGACGCCCUGCUGGCCAACCACGGGAACUCCUUCUUCAGGAGGAAGCAGCUGGAGCUGGGUGAUAAGAUGGACCUGUCGUCCUACCUGUUGAAGCCGGUCCAGAGGAUGAGUAAAUACGCUCUGCUGCUCACUGACCUCAUCAAGGAGGUGGGCGGGGCUCAGGAGGUGGGCGGGGCUCAGGAGGCGGAGCUUGCCGCUCUGCAGGACGCCACCAACAUGGUCAAGUUCCAGCUUCGCCACGGCAACGACCUGCUGGCAAUGGACGCCAUCCGAGAGUGUGAUGUGAACCUGAAGGAGCAGGGUCAGCUGAUCCGUCAGGAUGAGUUCACUGUCUGGUCCGGCAGGAGGAAAUGUCAGCGCCAGCUCUUCCUGUUUGAGGAGCUGGUCCUCUUCAGUAAACCCAGGAAGAUGGAGGGGGGUCUGGACAUCUUCAUCUACAAGCACUCCUUCAAGACAGCAGACGUGGGUCUGACAGAGUCCGCCGGGGACACCGGGCUGCGCUUUGAGAUCUGGUUCAGAAGGAGGACCUCCAAGAACCAGACCUUCACCCUGCAGGCCGCCACGCUGGAGGUGAAGCACAGCUGGACCAGCGGCAUCGCCCAGAUCCUGUGGACCCAGGCCACCAGGAACAAAGAGCUGCGUCUGAAGGAGAUGGUGUCGAUGGGCAUGGGCAACAAGCCGUUCCUGGACAUCAAGCCCAGUGACGCAGCCAUCAGCGACCGAGCCGUCCACUACCUGAAGGGCAGAGGGGCCAGAACGAGGGCCUCCAUCGCCGUCUCGGUCUUCGACCACUCCACCCCUUUUAAAGGAGGAGGGGUGACCUCUGACCCCACAACAUCAGGACCUUCUUCAUUCAGCAGGCUGGGGCCGCUCAACCUGCACAUGUACAGUCAGAACCUCACCUCCUCUCCUGCUGCUGAAGGCUCCUUCAUCACCUCCUGCAUCGAGGAAGACGAGCAGGAGCACGAGACCAGCAGCCAGCCCUCCAUGACCACAGAAAGUUCCGGCUCAUCUUCUCGCCGUCUCUCCGGCUCCACCGGCUCCGACAGCGGCUGCGUCUCCUCCCACCUCCAGGAGGUGCUGCCCGAGGAGCCGCCCCCCCGCAAGCCUUCACCAUUCAGCCAACAGCACCUCAGCAGCCAGUACAUCGUACCUAAAGCAGUCCUGGUCCUCGGUCCCUCCAGCAUUGUGUGAUCAGCUGACCUGAUGGACAGUGCGUGACCUCAGUUUGACCUCAGAGGUCAUCAAACUUCUUCUAGUUCCAGAGGUUUAAACCAUGAGUUUACGGUGAUGUAAUACCACCUUUGACCUGAGAGUACCUGUUUUAUUGUGUUGACCUCAGGCUCCUCAAAGAGGGUCGUCAUGACGACGCCUCUCCGUCUUAUACUUCAUACAAAGGGACCCCCCAGGCGGGUCCCUGCUGCAGGCCUCCGGUCCGUUCUCUAGUGUUCCAGCUGAUCCAGACUUAAAUGUGUAAAUAAUUUUCUACUCGAGUAAAAACGUUUUGUUCAAAACUGA
Molecule: messenger RNA, 5517 nt
Organism: Pseudoliparis swirei
Lineage: Eukaryota; Metazoa; Chordata; Actinopteri; Perciformes; Liparidae
Gene: plekhg4
Product: pleckstrin homology domain containing, family G (with RhoGef domain) member 4
Exons: 23
Coding region: 1-5193 (1730 amino acids)
Molecular function (GO): guanyl-nucleotide exchange factor activity
Source: RefSeq, a predicted model, not a curated record